Leptinotarsa decemlineata (Colorado potato beetle) is the source of this 2898-nucleotide messenger RNA. RefSeq names its product Transport and Golgi organization 6 (gene Tango6). Lineage: Eukaryota; Metazoa; Arthropoda; Insecta; Coleoptera; Chrysomelidae. The record is from RefSeq and is a predicted model, not a curated record. Gene Ontology annotation, biological process: protein secretion.
UUUCGUCAACACACAUAAGAAGAGUGAUUUGUGUUUAGACAUUUAUAGUUGUGAAAAUGUUUGCAAUGUAUUCAUGUGAGGUAUCACCAUGAAAAGUAAAUUAGUGGAGUGUUUGUGUAAAGUAAAUUCUAGACAAGCAUCAGGAGAGACUAAUGAAAAUUCAUGUGAAGAAAUUUUCGCCGAAGUUGCCGGUAAUUUAGAUAUCAAUUUUGAAAUAAUUGAAGAAAGUCUAGCAGAUAUAAUAAGUUUGAAUUUUUCCGAAACGGUCACAGGUGACUGGAAAUGCAUUUGCUUAUCCCUUUACAUCAUAAAGCUGUUGAACACUGAAUUGGAACAUUCAGACUUGCUACUGAGCGUCCAGCAAUCCAAAGACGUUAGGAAAUGCGUAAGAAAUCUCGUGGAAGUCGGAAUAUGCUCAAGACUGCAACCUAAACUACCUUUCUUCAUCAAAUCUAAUCGUCAAAGUGAUAUCAAAGAUAUUUUCUGGGACUAUAACGUGUUGAAAUGCACGACGUUCGCUCUAUGCGAGUUCUUCAAAUCCUCGAAUUUGAGACUGCUGAUCCUGCCAGAAUGCUUGAAAGAAGUCUUGGUUGCACUCUUCCAGAUAUCUUUCUGCCCUCUGAAAAAACCUUCAGAAACACCAGGAACCGAAACCAACGUAAUGACCGAGGAUAUUUACAACAAACUCAACGAUGAAAGAGGAAUGUCUCUCAAGAUACUUGACGGUUUGAGAGAGACGAUCCAUCCUUCCAUUUUUGUCAAAGAACUCAUGGUUAUUUUCCGGGAAAACUCACCAACCUGGUUCAAGAAAGCAGUUUCUCAGUCACUUACCUCCAUUAUUCGAUCUAAAAAUGGUGUGGAAAGCAUCGCCGCAACGUUACUCGGAGAAUGUGAAAACGACAGUACAAAGACCUGGAAGAUUCUGGAUAUAUUUUCCAGAUUGAUUCUGAGCUGCAGACGGUUUCCUGAUUUUCAUGUGAAUACUUGCAAGCAAGUGGUGAGCCUUCUGGAAAAGACACCAGAGGAGUCCUCCGUUUAUGAGAGACUUUAUGCCCAUUGUACCAAAGUCUUCUACAAAGAGGAUCCAGAAUUUGCCAAAAAUAAUUUUCUCAGGCCCGUUAUUAGUUUUUUCAUCUAUUUCUCGUACAGAGAUCAUAAAUUUAUGGAUGGCGAAGAUUUAACUAGGAGGGUGAGGCAAAAUUCCCGUUUGCUUCACGCAAUAUUUGUCCAGAACAGCGUGGAAAGUCCAGCUCUUCCCUUCAAAGUCCUGAAGCCUGUUUUGAACGUUCUUUUUCGGUUCUACGCUUUAACUUCAUCUUCUCCACUGACACUCACCAAUAAUGACUUGAGGGCAAUUUUGCUAGGGUUUUUGAGGAGGUAUCCAGAAGAUUCAUUCUCUUCAUUUGACAGUUUUCUGUUUGACAUCAACACUGCAGAGAUACUCCCCUUCAGGAAUGAUGUUGUUGUACAAAAAGAGGACGAGAGGCUCAUUCUCAGGUUCUCCGAACAUUCCGUGAUUCACGCUUCAUCAGAAAACUCUACCUGCCUGCUGGAAUUGGUCCGAGUAGAUUCUGAUCUCACACAGAAACUUUUCGGUUUCCUCCUCAAUUGUGUAUCGGAAAGCGACAAGUAUUUCAAGAGAGGAAAUGUGGAACUUCUGGAGUUGGAAGAAGAGUUUAUGAAUCAGUUUUUUGAAAGAAAAAUGACUGUGUACAGGUUAUUGUCAGAGUUGUCUGGGGAUAAAACUGUUCAGCAAGAGUUGACUAAAGAUCCACACGAUGUUAUAAAAUACAUACAAAUCGUUUUGAGGAGAACCUUGGAUACAGGAACCCACAGGAGUACAAAUACAGAUUCGGAUGAGUUUCAGUCUUUGUUCACGAUACUGAUGAUUCUACAGAGUUUACUUGAAGGUGCUAAUGCAACCAACAUCAUGGCCUAUGGUUCUUUAUUAGAUUCAUUGAGGAAUUUAUCGAAGGAAAUUGUAAUCACUGAAGCAAGGGAUCUGAUACAACAAAUUCUGGAUGUUUUGGAAGGAGACAAAAGACUGAAAGAUCGAAGUUUGGGGAAGGAAAAAACUGACUUGGAUAAAGCUUUGGAGGACAUUUGUGAUCCUUUACUUCCUGUUAGAGGACAUGGGUUGAUGACUCUUGCUAAAUUAGUGGAAACCAAGGAUAAGCAUGCCAUGGACAAAAGGAACUAUAUCCUCAACGUAUUCCAGCAAAAUUUGAAAAACGAAGAUUCAUUCAUCUAUCUGAGCGCCAUAGGAGGCCUCGCUUCACUCGCUGAUGUUUUUCCUGAUAGUGUUCUGCAAAUUUUGUGUGAAGAGUAUUCUGACUCCUCCAGGAAAAUCACUGAAGAUGGCCAUGAAGUGCGGAUGAAACUAGGGGAAUGUUUGGUACGGGUGACGAAGAAGUUGGGCGACAUGGCUCCAAAGUACAAACCACUGUUGCUAAACACAUUUUUAGUCGGAACAAAAGAGGAUGACGAUCUCAUCAGGGCUUCUAGUUUAUCAAACUUGGGUGAAAUUUGUAAAGUUCUAGGUUACAAAUUGGGCACAAUAGUUACUGAGGUUUUGGUAUGCGUCCACGCAGUGAUAGCCACAGACAAAUCGCCUCAAGCAAGGCGUGCGGCAGUCGGUGUUAUAAGACAGUUGUUCGUUGGCCUCGAAAAAGAAACGAUAGCUUUCCUGAAGGAUGACAUCCUGACGAUUUACAGGACUCUAAAGGAUAUAUACAACAGCGAUAGUGACGAUGUUAUGCGGCUGCAGUCUCAACUAGCGCUGGAAGAACUGAACGAAAAUAUGAAGAGUUUUGUUCUCGCUCCACCAAAGUUGCACGAUGAGAAGAAGAUUGUAGUGUUGAAGUAAAUAAAUGGAAACAACAGUUGUUUUUUACUGAA